AUGAAGAAACAUCUACAUAAUUUUCCAACGAAAAAUUUAUUUUACUAAGCGCCCGUUAGUCUACAAAAGCAAUAUGGAGCGGCAACUGCAUACGUGGCUACGUUACAGCAUACUGCACGGUGUUUAUCUGGGUAAAAGCAGCAAUCAAGCAACGGUACAUAUACCGCAACAAGCGUGGCUGGGCGCAACUAAACAGCUCUCACGAAAUGCGCUGCUACAGCGCGUGCAAGUCUUCGUAUUACUCUGCGUCAUCGGCGCGCUCUACAUACACGGUCUGAAUUGGCUGGGCUCCGAGCCGGGACUCAUGCUCACUUGGGUAGCGGCAACGGUGAUCUUUACCACACAAAUAUGCACGAAUUUCCUCAUAAUAAUGGAGGCGCUCUGGAAGCAGACAGAACACGAGACAUUCCUCCUGCUGUUAGAUGAGAUUGAAGAGUCAUUGAAAUUUCGCUUGCGCGUGCAUGUCCAAUCGCAUUUGUUGUGUAAAAUUGUGCGCACACAUAUAAUUUAUCUCGCCGCAUUGUCGUUUGCCUCCUUAGCGCUCUUCAUUGUAACCUCAAUUUGGCUGAAUUACAUCGGUUAUUUCUGGCAUGGACUUUGGUCCAUUAUAACCAUGCGCCUACGUAUAAUACAGCUGAUCGUCUAUGUGCGCGUGUUGCGGCACUAUCUCGAGUGUGUCUGUGCGAAAUUGUGUCAAAUUGAAGCCUACCGUACGGCGCCAACGCAGCAACUGCUGGACAUCAAUUACGAAAAGUUGGUUUCGCUGGAGUGCCUGGUAGCCAUCAAAGACAUAUAUACGCAGCUGCAUAGGACAUUCCACCUAUUAAAUAGCUUUGCCGGUUGGUCACUGUUUAGCAUCAUCACCUGCUUUACUUUCGAUUUUACCUGCAAUAUAUAUUGGACUCUACUGAGCCUGGAUGGUUUGGUAAGGCGUCGGUAUUAUUAUAUUGCUGGACCGGCUGCAAUGUUACCGCUGAUCGCGCUCAUUUGUCACCUGUGUUAUUUAUGUGACAACUGCACAAAAUUAGGACGCACUAUGGCACAUUUACUGAGUAAGAUAGUAAUCAUGAGCUCAGCAAGUUCACUCCGCUCAUAUCGGCUGGUGUUAUAUCAACUCUCCACUCAGUUACAACUACAACGCAUUGAAGUGACGGCACAGCAUUUCUUUGUUUUGGAGAUACGCUUUUUAAUGACGAUCAUCACGGCAGUAGCAAUGAACUUGGUGAUACUUAUACAAUUUUUAUAUUCCUAAAGUUAAACGAUAUUAAAAACAUUUAAUUAUUGACUAAAGUUGUAUUUAUUAGUGAAAAAUAUUAAAUAAAGAUUAUCAUUGAAUUAAUGGUUUC
This is a messenger RNA of Zeugodacus cucurbitae (melon fly), 1346 nucleotides long. Its product is annotated as putative gustatory receptor 39b. Gene Ontology annotation, cellular component: membrane; neuronal cell body; dendrite. The transcript has 3 exons. Gene Ontology annotation, biological process: sensory perception of taste. The record is from RefSeq and is a predicted model, not a curated record. The coding region runs from base 74 to 1252 and encodes 392 amino acids. Lineage: Eukaryota; Metazoa; Arthropoda; Insecta; Diptera; Tephritidae.